CGCCGCGCCGCGAGCACCGCCCAAGCGCGCGAGGCGAGCACGUCGGCGAGCAACCCGGCGAGCAGCCCGGCGACCACCGCGCACCGCGCGACCACCCGCGGCGCGAGCAGCAGCGCUCACCACCGCGCACGGUACGACGGCCAGCGGCGGCGGCGGCGGCCGAGGUCUGCUGCUGCUGCGCCUGCGAGCGCCGGGAGGCCGCGCCUCACCACCAGCUCCGCCCGUCACGCCAACAACAUUUCCUCCGCCAUGAAGACGUCGUCCUUCUCGCUGCGCGUCAUGCGACGGGCGCGCAACAAACCGGCCGACGGAGUUGGACAUGUCAAUCAAAAGAACCGGGAAAAGACGCCCGUGAGAACGCCGCACAGUUCGCACGAUCUGCACAAGCAAUGUGCUCGCAGUGCCAGCACUAGUAGCUUUAGGAGUCUCAGCCAGGCGCGCAACAAGCCCGCGGAUGGCAGCCACCCGCCCAAGUCCGCGUCCCGCGAGAAGACGCCCGUCGGCACCAAGGCGAGCACGCCGUCGGGCACCAAGCCCGCCACCGCCCACGCGCACGGCCAGCCCAAGGCGGGCACGCCCAAGCCGCCCAGCGCCCAGAAGGGCGAGGUCAAGGCCAAGGCGCAGCCCAAGCCCGCGCCGCCGCCGCCAAAGCCCGGGCCGCCCAAGGCCAAGAAGAAGGGUCAGCGGCACCAGCAGCACGACCUGGUCGUCACCAUCAACCUGUCCGAGUAUGGGCUCACUGAGGACCAGGUGGCCGAGUUCAAGGAGGCCUUCAUGCUGUUCGACCGGGACGAGGACGGCACCAUCACGAUGGCCGAGCUGGGCGUCGUCAUGCGCUCCCUGGGACAGCGGCCCACCGAGACCGAGCUACGAGACAUGGUGAACGAGGUGGACCAGGACGGCAACGGCACCAUCGAGUUCAACGAGUUUCUGCAGAUGAUGUCCAAGAAGAUGAAGGGUGCCGACGGCGAGGAGGAGCUGCGCGAGGCGUUCAGGGUGUUCGACAAGAACAAGGACGGCCUCAUCUCCUCCUCAGAGUUGCGUCACGUCAUGACCAGCCUCGGCGAGAAGCUUUCGGACGAGGAGGUGGACGACAUGAUCCGGGAGGCCGACCUGGACGGCGACGGCAUGGUGAACUACGAAGAGUUCGUAACCAUUCUGACGGCGAAGAACUGAGGAGGUGGCGCUGAUCGCGGGACGAUCGGGACAAGCCAGACCCAGUCGAAUCAGGCCGAGGAGCCAACCCAAUGUGAAUCAACGAAUAGACCUCGACUCAGUUUCAAAUGAGGCGCAUCAUGUAGAUCAAAGCUCGUCAUGUUACGAUACGUCUGAUUUAGGUUUAUUUACUAUUAUUAUUAUUAUUAUUAUUAUUAUUAUUAUUAUUAUUAUUAUUAAGGGGAGCUACUUUAAAGGAUAAUUUGCGACGUGUUUUGUCCAAAGAUCGGUUUGUUCAACGUCACCUGCAGUGAUGUGUUUGUGUGCUUUUCAAUUUUCAGCUCAUAGAUGUAAGUGCCACAAAACUUUUUUAUACGAUGUGCGUGUUGUUAAGUUAAAUUUCUCAUUUUAUCGUGAUAGAGCAUAACCAUACAAAUGCAUGUAACGUACUACAUUGGAAAUGUGGGUUCCACGACAUAUGCAGCAGACCCGGAACUGUAGUACUAGGUAAAAAUGUUAACUUGCUAAUGUGUAGAUAUCUUUCCGCAUUCAAUAAGUGAAUUUGUUUCGAAUUUGGAUUGGAACACGCGUCACCGUGUAUUUUUUAUUCUGACACACAUUCCGUUGUCUUUGUAAUGGAGGACUAUCGGGCCCACGUGAUAUGUGCAAGCAUUAAAACCAGUUCUAAACAGGCAGACGGAAGAGGCUGCCUUUUUGAUUCGAAAGAUGGCGAUAAACUGGUGCUCACAUUUGUUUUUGAGCCGACAUGCUUUUGGUGUUGAAAUCUUUCACAAAGAGCAGGCCGUAAGUCACCUUAAUCGUGUGAGGACAUAAAUGUGUGUGUGAAUGAGUUAGUGUUAUUUGUGUCGAGCAAAGUUGUCAGUAAAAGAACAGGAAGAGAUUUUACAGUUGUGUUAGUUUUGUACAGUACAUUUUCAAUGGUACUACAUGUAAAAUGUUUCCAGCUUAAUUUUUCUUGCGUCUCUAAUGUCGCUUGUUUUUGUGUGUAAUGACAAUAUAAUUUACGAAAUUUUUCCUGGAAGCACACAGAUCGCUACUUGUACGUACGGACCAAUUGCCGUAUAUUUUUGUGGUUGAGAGAACUCUUAGUUCCAAGAAAAUAUUUCCUCGUUGAUCGAGGAAUCGCAUAGAAAGCAGAUGAUUGUAAGUUUUACAAGAUAAUGACAAAACUUUUAGAGGGAACAUAUAUUUUUUUGGAGAAAUUUUAUCUUAGUUGUCAAGGAGGCACACUACUACAGGGCAACCCUCUUCGGGGAGUGGACUGUAAAUCGUUGGCAGCAUGUUAAACCAAGUCUUGGACGUAAAAAGGCAACAGCACAAAUCAAAGAGAAUUGUUAGCAAAAACAUAAAUAAAUACAGAAGCCGUUAAGACCAGGAUCGCUAGAAAGCAAAAUAGAAUUCGCGUGGUCUUAAGUUGUCAAGAUUGUUCCUAAAUGUAAAUGAUUUGAAGAUUCCAUAAACUAGCUUAACAUACAAAUCGUAAAUUUAGGUCAAUGUUUCUCUUUCUUCUAUCAGAUUAAAUGCCCCUCUCGCUCAUAGGUAAAAACUGCGCACCUGGCAAAUACGGAUACGUGAAGGUUUGUUAUUCAGUUCUGAAAAUUUCAGCGGAAGGAGGGUUUUAUCUGCAAGUCGCUAAAACUUUCUCUAACUUUCACUCCUAUAUCUGUGGUAACCUAUGAUCAUCAAUUUAUUUUGUUGAAGAAAAAUGUUAAAAUUUUAGGCUGACGGCCUACAGAGUUUAGAACUGACAUUACGUACGGUUAUGUUUCUUAGACACUUCUAAUGUAAUAUGUAUGUAUCUUUUAAAAGUGUGUUCUCGAUGUUGUGUGAUUUUAGAUUGAGUGAUGUGCGAUGCUUGCCUGUAGAGAGGUUCGGAGCUUGAUUGUGGUUUUUGUAGUUUCACAAAGUAUGUUUCCGACCCUGUGACCUGGCGGUAUCAGGAUCGAGGGGCGUAUUAUUCAACCCAUGACCACUACUACAGCCUAUAACCUGCAGGUAUAUAACGACUAUUUACUGUGGUUAAAACGACGGUAUUGUUGAUUGCAAAAGUUGAGCCGAUACCGAAUUCCCUUCAGACAUCGCCAAAUCUUCCUCUCCCCAUCCCAAUCGAUUAGCUAACGUUAACGGUUCUCCUGUGAACCGGGGACAGUCAAAGCCGUGUUGAACGAGAAUUUCACGUAUUCACAUACUGUAAAGGUUGUAAACAUAUAUGUAUAUUAUAGUGGUCCUACGUCGCCUAUUUUGAAAAAGAAAAUAACACAGCAGCAUUACGGUGAACUAUACUUAUUUUCACUUUUCACUUCACCAUGUGAGUUUCUACAGUAUUUAACACUGUUUACCUCACAGUUUCUCCCUCAAAACGUUCCACUUGCACUUUUUUCAUACAUGUUUGUCUUCCGUUUAGCUUUUAUAAGCCAAGCAUGUCAUCAUGACCGCUUAGGUAUACAUACAUGUCUACUACAUUGUAACAUUUUAUAUGUGUGCCAUAGAAGCAAAAAAAUUGAUGUCAUAAAUGUUUCCGCUGUUCUCGCUUAAAAUAACAAUGUCAAAGAUGCAGAAUAUCCAGAUGAAAUAAACUAAUUUCUGCCAAA
Molecule: messenger RNA, 3767 nt
Organism: Frankliniella occidentalis (western flower thrips)
Lineage: Eukaryota; Metazoa; Arthropoda; Insecta; Thysanoptera; Thripidae
Product: neo-calmodulin-like
Exons: 8
Coding region: 250-1176 (308 amino acids)
Cellular component (GO): myosin II complex
Molecular function (GO): enzyme regulator activity; calcium ion binding
Source: RefSeq, a predicted model, not a curated record